AUAGAGACUUCCACUGUGGACACAGGACAACACACUGUCAGUGCACAGAGCGACACACAACUACAUGCAACUACAGGCUGACUUGUGCACAAACACAAGCAUAAAAAAAACGUAUUAACAGAUGCACACAGAUCCACAUUAAUAGGUGCAGGCCCUGCAAUGCAAACUCCCACUGUUUGUUUCUGUCAUAAAAUGCAGAAAAUUCCUUCCCUGGUCACGUGAAAAUAACUAAAAAACAUUCUCUUUCAAGAAAAGAACAAAAAUGACUGUCGAGGUGACAGUAAGGUGACAAGACAACACUUUUAGAAGCAUUGUCUUAUACACUGCUCACUGUAUUACUGCAGAAAGCUUUGAAAUCUUUUACUAAACCGUGAUGAUGUUUGUGUGACACUGAGUGACUCAAACAUACAGAGCAAAGACCCUUACCCUCUGUCCAAGGAUGGCGUUUACUGUCGCGCUGUCGCUUAUGUUCAGUUCGGCCACAACAUUUGGCCUCUGCUUCUUCCUGAACAGCAUAAAGGCGUUUGGCGGCUUCUUGAUGUACGGCUCAUCCUCUCGCUCCUGGCUCUCACGCCAUCUCUUUCUAUGGGAAUACAGAAAAACACAGAAUAAGGGCACGCAUUACCACUGUGCAGAACUGUGAGUGAGGAAAGAAGCAGUUUAGAAACAACCAACAGAGUUGGCUGGGAUCUUGGUAGACAAAAAAACAGACACUUGCAAUCACAAAACCGCUGCAAGAAACCAAAUAUAAGUAGUCACAGAAAGUGACCAUUCAAUGAGGAACAUCUGGGCAGACCAUCGGACAUCUACAAGGUGUUUGUUCCUACAGAACCCGGUGGACCAGAUCCAGAGGUGCCCUUGGAGAGGUCAGAGGGUGCCUCGUCACCCAGGACAGCUCGUCCCUGUAGCUGGCGUGUCGAACAGGUGCCUGCAGUGCAGAUUGACCCUCCAGCAAACGGGAGCAGAGUCCUGCGAAGGGCGAGCAGUGUAGGGGAGAAGGCUACAGAGGUUAGACAGAGCCCGGACAAUGACCGAGCCUGGAAGUGAUUCAUACCGAAUCAUCCAGUGACGACAUAUCUGUAUCAUCCUCAGCCGAGCAACUGACAAUAGACGAUAUUGAAAAUGUAUAUGACAACAUCAGCUAUGAGGACCUAAAGAGUAUGGGCCUCAUCAGGAGAGACCUGGAGGAAAGCCUAGAGGACGACGACCUGGUGGAGCUUCCUCAACGAAACACCUCUGAGAGAGAGAGUCCUCUCAAGGACCUUCAUAAUUUGUUUCCAGGGGAGCUGGCAGGUCUGGACUCCCCCCUGGCCUCCUCCUUUCUCCUGCUGGGUGAGUCUGUGGACUUCUCCCUGGAACUGAUGGAUAAAACAAAAAGCAAGGUGUUCCUGAUGGCACGGCAGUACAGCCAGAAGAUCAAGAAAGCCAACCAGUUGCUGCGCAUGAGGAGCAUGGACCCUGGAGACUCUUGUAGUGGGACCAGAGCUGAGAAGAAGCAGAAAGACUUGGCAGCCAUCUUAGAGGAGAAGAAACAACGGGGAGCAGCCAUAG
Messenger RNA from Xiphias gladius (swordfish), 1551 nucleotides. RefSeq names its product pleckstrin homology domain-containing family G member 1-like. The record is from RefSeq and is a predicted model, not a curated record. The transcript has 2 exons. The annotation marks the transcript as partial. Lineage: Eukaryota; Metazoa; Chordata; Actinopteri; Istiophoriformes; Xiphiidae.